GUCAGGUAGCGUUUUAAGUCCCCAGAAAGUUUAGAAUAUCGAAGAAGAGGUCUAAACUAUAUGAAACCGCACAAAUUUAAGAGUUCUUUCGAGAUUUAAUUUUGGCAGAUUUCCCUCAAGGUAGCAGGGUACACUUAGAUUCCGGCUUGUAGAUUAGGUCUGUCUGGGUGGGCAGGAGGGCAUAUGGAUGGAAUAAUGAGUCUCAUGUGAACCUUUUUGUCAUUAAUUUUUCUCAGCAACUACUUAUCCAAACUGCAAGAAACUUGUACAUGACCCCUAUUGAUUUUGGGGUCACUUGGUCAAAGAUCAAGGUCACAGGGACCUGAACAUUGAAAAUGGUUUCCGCUCAAUAUCUGGACAAGUAUUUCACUUAGCACCUUUACUCUUCAUAGGUUUGUUGGUCUUUGAUGUAUACAUGACCCCUAUUGAUUUCAGGGUCACUGGGUCAAAAAUCAAGGUCACAGGGAUCUAAAUAUUGAAAAUUGUUUCUGCUCAGUAUCUGGACAAUUAUUUUACCUAGGACCUUGAAACUUCAUAUGUAUGUUGGUCUUGAUAUGUACAUGAACCCUAAUGAUUUCAGGAUCAAAGGUCAAGGUCACAGGGAUAUAAACAUUGAAAAUGUUGUUUUUCUUUCUUUGAUUUAUUUACGCCAAUUUAUGUCUUUAAUUUUAUUUUCUACCUGUCCAUUUCUUUUUUGCCCUUUUUCCUUUAAUAGUGCUUAUCAAUUUGGGGGUUUAUUGUAUGCAUUUAUUAGAACUUUAAUCAUUAUGUCUCCCCCAGGAGACAUAUUGUUUUUGCCCUGUCUGUCCGUCCGUCUUUCCAUCCUUCCGUCCGUCCGUCACACAUCAUUUCCGAGCAAUAACUGGAGAACCAUUUGACCUAGAACCUUCAAACUUCAUAGGGUUGUAGGGCUGCUGGAGUAGACGACCCCUAUUGUUUUUGGGGUCACUCCAUCAAAGGUCAAGGUCACAGGGGCCUGAACAUUGAAAACCAUUUCCGAUCAAUAACUAGAGAACCACUUGACCCAGAAUGUUGAAACUUCAUAGGAUGAUUGGUCAUGAAGAGUAGAUGACCCCUAUUGAUUUUGGGGUCACUCCGUCAAAGGUUAAGGUCACAGGGGCCUGAACAUUGAAAACCAUUUCCAAUCAAUAACUAGAGAACCACUUAACCCAGAAUGUUGAAACUUGAUAGGAUGAUUGGUCAUGAAGAGUAGAUGACCCCUAUUGAUUUUGGGGUCACUUUGUCAAAGGUCAAGGUCACAGGGGCCUGAACAUUGAAAACCAUUUCUGAUCAAUAACUAGAGAACCACCUGACCCAGAAUGUUGAAACUUGAUAGGAUGAUUGGUCAUAAAGAGUAGAUGACCCUUAUUGAUUAUGGGAUUACUCCGUCAAAGGUCAAGGUCACAGGGACCUGAACAUUGAAAACCAUUUCUGAUCAAUAACUAGAGAACCACUUGACCCAGAAUGUUGAAACUUCAUAGGAUGAUUGUACAUGCAAAGUAGAUGACCGCUGUCGAUUUUGGGGUCACUCCAUUAAAGGUCAAGGUCACAGGGGCCUGAACAUUGAAAACCAUUUCCAGUCAGUAGCUUGAGAACCACUUGACCCAGAAUGUUGAAACUUAAUAGGAUGAUUGGUCAUGCAGAGUAGAUGACCCCUAACGAUUUUGGGGUCACUCUGUGAAAGGUCAAAAGGUCACAGGGGCCCGGACAUUGAAAACCAUUUCUGGUCAGUAACUUGAGAACCACUUGACCUAGAAUGAUGAAACUUCAUAGGAUGAUUGUUCUUGCAGAGUAAAUGACCCUUAUUGUUUUUGGGGUCAUUCCGUUAAUGGUCAAGGUCACAGGGGCCUGAACAUUGAUAACCAGUUCCGAUCAAUAACUUGAGAACCACUUGACCCAGAAUGUUGAAACUUCAUAGGAUGAUUGAACAUGCAGAGUAGAUGACCCCUAUUGAUUUUGGGGUCAGUCUAUUAAAGGUCAAGGUCACAGUGACCUGUUCAUGUAAAAUCAUUUUUUGGAAAUAACUUGAGAACCACUUGACCUACAAUGUUGAAACUUAAUAGGAUGAUUGGACAUGCAGAGUAGAUGACCCCUAUUUAUUUUGAGGUCACUUGAUCAAAGGUCAGGGUCACAGGAGCCUGAACAGUGACUUGAGAACCACUAGGCCACGAGUGUUGAAAUUUAGCGGGAUGACUGGACAUGCCAAGUAGAUGAUCCCUAUUGCAGCCAACCAUCAGUGUCUCUUUGACUUUCGCUCCUGACCCCUAUUGACUUCUUGCCUAUAGCACUUUGCAUUGGGGGAGACAUGCGCUUUUUUGCAAAAGCAUUUUCUAGUUAUCCCCUUAUUCAGAAAACCUGGUCAAAACACCAUCAGGCGUUACCUGCUAAUGUUACAUAAUAAAUUUUAUUGAAACCUAAAACAGUUCUGAAACAAUGGCAUUAAUUCUUUUUGAAUUAUGACAAAAUUUUAAUGUUUUUUACUAUAUCUCUGUUGUGACUAAAUAGACUCAAACCUUAAAUGAUUGUGCCACAUCAACAUCACACGACACAAGGACAAAUAUUUCAUGAACUGUGCCCCUUUUUACUUUGAAUUUCAUGUAGAAUUUUUUAUGCACUUACACUCUUUUGUUAUUAGCUCACCUGUCACAUAGUGACAAGGUGAGCUUUUGUGAUCACCCUUCGUCCGUCGUCCAUCCGUGCGUGCAUAUGUCAACAAUUUCUUGUCUGCACGAUAGAGAUUUCAUUUAUAAUUUUAUUUUAACCAAACUUGCACAAAACUUGUAUCACCAUAAGAUCUCAGUUCCUUUCUUAAACUGGCCAGAUCCCACUAUGGGUACAAGAGUUAUGGCCCCUGAAAGGGCCAAAAUCAGCUAUUUUGACAUUGUCUGCACAAUAUCAGCUUCAUUUAUGAUUUUAAUUUAAUCAAACCUGCACAAAACUUGUGUCACCAUAUGAUCUCAGUUCCUUUCUUGAACUGGCCAGAUCCCAUAAUGGGUUCCAGAGUUAUGGCCCCUGAAAGGGCCAAAAUUAGCUAUUUUGACCUUGUCUGCACAAUAGCAGCUUUAUUUUUGAUUUGAUUUUAGCCCAACAUGCACACAACUUGUAUCACCACAAGAUCUCAGUUUCUUUGUUGAGAUUCCAUCUUGGGUUGCAGAGUUAUGGCCCCUUAAAGGUCCAAAAUUUACUAUUUUGGCUUUUGCAGCCAUAAUUAUAGAGACUUCAUUUAUAGUUUGAUUUGAUACAAACUUCCGAAAUAUUUUCAACAAGAAUAAAUCUUGGAUUCCAUGACGAAUCUGUCAGAUCCAGUUGUAGGUUCCAGAGUUAUUUUAUAUCUGAUUACCUCCCCUGAUUGUAAUAAAAAUUGAUUUAUAUCAGUAAGUACUUAUAGGACUUAUUUGAACUUUCAUUAUUGUCAUUAGUUGGACUCAGACAAUUAGGGUAGAUACAUAUGGACUGAUUUUAUGUCAAAUUACCUCCCUUUAUUUUAAAUUAAAGUGGGUAUAUCUCCAUAACUAAUGAAUAUACUGAUUUGAAAUUUCAUUUAUGUCAACAGAUGGACUUGGACAAUCCGUGAAGAUACAUAUUGACUGAAUUUAUGACAAAUUACCUCCCGUUAUUUUUUAUCUAAAUGAAUAUGCCUUAGCAGCUUCUAAUGAGAUUGGUUUGAAACGUUAUUUAUGUCUUCCAUGGUAAGAAAUAGUCAUAUUAGAUAACUCUUGAUUUAAACAUUUAUCAGUAUGAAUACUUUACUUGCAUAUUGUUGUAUAGGCUUGCACUCCGUAUCUUCUACAUGCAUAUACCAAUGCAUGAUUACCUCCCCUGAUUUUAAUAAAAAUGGAUUUAUCUCGGUAAAUAUUUAUAGAACUCAUUUGAAAUUUCUUUACUGUCUAUAGUUGGACUGAGGCAAUCAGGGUAGAUAGCUAUGGACUGAUUUUAUGUCAAAUUACCUCCCUUCAUUUCAAAUUAAAAUGAGUGUAUCUCAGUAACCAAUGAAGAUACUGAUUUGAAAUGUCAUUUGUGCCAUCAAAUAGACUCGGACAAUGAGGGUAGAUAACUUUUGUCUGAAUUUAUGACAAAUUACCUCCCUUUAUUUUAUGUAAACAAAUAUAUAUUGGCAGCAUCUAAUGAGAUUGGUUUUAAAUGUUAUGUUAUUGAAGUCUUCCAGGGUAAGGAAUAGACAUGUUAGUACAAAAAUGCAGCAUUUGAGCCUAGGACCCUCAAACUUGGUAUGGAAAUUGGCCCUGACUAGGUCAAAAGGGACUGUUACAUUAGAAAAUGUUUAUCCUGAUGAUAUUUAAUGUGUAUGCCUAUGUGCUCUAUGUCAAAAUUUGAUCAUAUCAUUUUGAGCAAUGGUACUCAGGUGAGCGAUACGGGGCCAUCAUGGCUCUCUUGUUACUAAACAGAUUCAAUCAAACUUAAAAAUAGUUGUUGCACAUCAUCAGCCUCAUCACAGACAUAUGGUGCUUUACUCAGUGGUGAUCAGUAUGCUUACUGUAAGGUAUGCCAGUCCAAUUUUGGAAUCUGCAAUGGGGGAAAGAAUGAUGUUGAGCGUCAUUUAAUGACUCCAGUGCAUGUCUAUAGUAUGAAGUCAUCUAAAUCUACACCGUCAAUUUCCUCUAUGUUUACUGCUGUCCAAGACCUGCUGACAAAGAAAGUGACUAAUGCAGAGGUUUUGUUCACUACAUUUGUGGCCGAGCACGAGCUGUCAUUUAAUAUUGCAGACCAUUUCACUCGCUUAGUACCACUGAUGUUCCCCGAUUCCAGCAUUGCCAAGAAAUUCGUUUGUGGAAGACAGAAAACCGUAAUAUUAUCAACCAUUCUGUUGCUCCAGAAAUGUGUAAUAAUGUGAUUGAUUUGUGUAAACAUGAAAAGUUCAGUGUUCUCAUUGAUGAGAGUAAUGACAAGGGAGAUAAAUGUGUCGCCAUUCUGGUUAGAGUUCAUGAUUCGGUAGUGAAGCGUGUUGUCACCAGAUUCUUAGCCAUGCCGAUCUGCAACAUUGGUAUGGGAUCUAACGUCUUUGGCUGUCUGCAGACCGUGCUAGUAGACCGGGACAUUCCGUGGCAGAAUCUAAAAGGAUAUAUGAGCACAACGCCAAUGUUAUGGUUGGGCAGCAUAACUCUGUCCUGUCAAGGGUUCGUGAACAGCAACCAAACGUGUACGAUCUGGGCUGUGUCUGUCACAUAGCAAAUACAUGUGUUCAACAUGCUCUGAAGAAGCUGACAACUGGGGUUGUAGACCUACUCAUUGACACCUUUUACUACUUCCUCCACAGUUCCAAGACAAAGGAAGAGUACCAGGGGUUUGUUGAUUUUGUAGAGCUGGAAGAUCCUGGAAAGCUCCUGAAACACUGUCCAACUAGAUGGAUAUCCCUUCACAAGUGUGUGAAACAAUCACUGGUGCACUGGCCAGCACUGAAAUCUUACUUUGACAGCCAGCCAGAAGUUGAGAAGAAAGGGUCUCGUGUAAAACGAUGUGCCUCCAAACUUCAUGAUGAAGUCCUCUACAUGACCUACCUUUUCCUAGAUUACAUCUUAGAACCAAUUAUUGGCUUCAACACGACCUUCCAGGCAAAUGAGGCAAUGGUGGGCUAUCUGCAUCCAGAGAUGAAACGUUUCUUCAAAACCAUGCUCAGCAAGUUUGUCAAGAUAAGGGUCAUUACCAGUGCUACCAAUGUUACUAAGGUGGACUUCAAGAAUCCUGACAACCUGGCUGUUGGUAUGGGUGUUAGAGAGUACCUUAGCUCCAACCCUGACAUUGACUCCAGAGCUGUUGAAACCUUCUUUAAGCAGGACCGGCUAGGAUCAAUGUACUGUUGCAGGCAGGACCGGCUAGGAUCAAUGUACUGUUGCAGGCAAGACCGGCUAGGAUCCAUGUACUGUUGCAGGCAAGACCGGCUAGGAUCAAUGUACUGUUGCAGGCAGGACCGGCUAGGAUCAAUGUACUGUUGCAGGCAAGACCGGCUAGGAUCAAUGUACUGUUGCAGGCAGGACCGGCUAGGAUCAAUGUACAGUUGCAGGCAAGACCAGCUAGGAUCAAUGUACUGUUGCAGGCAGGACCAGCUAGGAUCAAUGUACUGUUGCAGGCAAGACCAGCUAGGAUCAAUGUACUGUUGGGAAGUUUUGGAUUUAGUGCUGUUUUAGCUCACCUGAACUUUAUAUAGGGUGAUCUAUUAGUAUAGGUGGAUGGUUCGGCAUCUGUUGUUCAUUGUCUUCGUCCUUCACACUUCAUCAACAUUUUUACUGAAACAUCUCCUCUGAAACUAUUGGUCAGAAUUAUACCAAACUAGGUCAGUAGCAUCCUGGCACAGACUUCUAUCAAGUUUGUUCAAAUAGUUCACCUUAGCCCUUUUAUGGGGCCACCAGAGCUUAAAAUUGAAAAUUUUUAAAGAACAUCUCAUAAACCGCUUAAUGGAUCUUCAUCAAACUUGGUCUGUAGCGUUAUAAUGAGAGUCUCUCCCAGUUUUGUUCAAAUGGGACUGGUUGACCCUAAGAUUUUAAGGAGCCACAAUAGCUAAAAACAGAAAUGCUUUUAAACGACUUUUUCUCAUGAACUGCUUGAUGGAUCUUCAUCAAACUUAAUUUGUAGCAUCAUUAUAAGGUCACUCAAAUGUUCUUUGGGGAACUGAACAUUAGCAAAUUCCAUCAGAUGUUUAUGCUAUGUCAAAAAUCAUAACUUUCACAGACUGACGAACAAGCUUGAUAUGCAAAUGACCAUAAAGGGAGGAACUUUUGUUGAGACUAUUUUUUACUGCAGUUAUCACUCUUUGAUAGUUUAGCUGACAGUGUAUAGACUUUAGAAAAAAAUGUGUCCAACUCCUUCCACAAUAUUGAAGGAUAUGUUUGAAGGUUUCAGAGAUAAAGGACCUUGAUAUGAAGAUGACCAUAAAUAAUGGACCUUUCUCUAUUGCUAUUUUUUUUUUCUAGAAUUAUGGCCCUUUCUUAAUGUCACAAAAUAGGCCCAGGUGAAGAAGUUUGGUGGUUUCAACUCCAUAUACACUUUUUGAAGGAAUGGAUUCAAAAUUACUCAGAUGCACAACCUUAUCUGAUUAUGACCAUAAACGACUGACAUGGAAACAAUUGACCAGUUGCAUCCAGUCAAUCAGACAAAUCGAUAAUCCAAUCUGAUACUGAUUUUUGACACACCUCCAUGCACCGCUUAUUGCCACCAUUUUCCUUCAAUAAGCUGAAUUGUCGAUGUUCUUAGAUACAAAGCAGUUUACCUUGAAAAAAAAAAAGCUAUAUUAUGUAACAUAAGUCUGUCAAAUCAUGAUUAAAAGAUGUCAGUGGGGACUGUGUUAUAUUAGACAGUCGGUAUCAAGAUCGUUUAGUGGGAGAUAUACAGUUUAUGGAGCUGAAAAAAAACCUUGGAAAUUGCAAAAGCAUGCUGCUGUCCUCACAGUUAGCUGAACAUUAGCAAUGUUAUUGGAAAUUACCACAUGCAUGUUUGUUCAAAGGUGACGACAGUGUAUUUCAUAUUUAUAAUCAGUUUCCUUAGACGAAUGCAAUAUGUUUAAAUUUAAAUGUUCUAAACCUACAAACACAUCAGACCAAUCGAAUAUCUGACUUGGCAGAUUACGUCAAAUUCAUGCGCUUCCUUCACCAAAUAUGGGAGUAUAAGCUGUGUUUUAACAUGGAUCUAAUUUGCAGACAAACUGACAUUUAUUUUAUCCUAAUACACUCAACAAAAUUCCUAAUUGGUCAGUUUAUAGUGAAUUAAUUUACUAUUUUGUUAACAAUGCAUGUAUUCGCACGAAAUUUCACAUAAUUAGCUGCAGUACCUAUUCAAAUGUCGAUAUGUGAAAUUUCUUGUAAAUACAUGCAUUAUUAACAAAAUAGUAAUACAAUAUAAACUGACCAAUUAAGAAUUUUGUUAAGUGUAGAUAUGAACUUCUUCAGGGUGGCAGCUGAUGAACUUUGUAGAAGAUUGGUUUAAAAGCAUUUUCCCUGAGGGUUGUUGGACUGAGAAGUAUCCCGAUCCUGUUCCAGCAGACACAGUCAGUUUUAACAAAUACACAUCUGCCAGGCAACAGCAAAAAUGUCAUAUGGCUACAGACCCACUGAAGAGAAGAAGAAGACUUUUAUCUUAAAUUGUUGUUAGAACCAAAUUUAUCAAACAUCGAAUGGAUCUGCAGAAAUACCAACAUCGGAGCCAGCUUCAAGCAGUAUUUAAAUACAUCAAAAG
Mercenaria mercenaria is the source of this 8181-nucleotide messenger RNA. RefSeq lists its product as uncharacterized. The transcript has 7 exons. NCBI's taxonomy places the organism in Eukaryota, Metazoa, Mollusca, Bivalvia, Venerida, Veneridae. The coding region runs from base 5100 to 6140 and encodes 346 amino acids. The record is from RefSeq and is a predicted model, not a curated record.